This is a messenger RNA of Hermetia illucens (black soldier fly), 679 nucleotides long. RefSeq names its product testis-specific gene A8 protein-like. NCBI's taxonomy places the organism in Eukaryota, Metazoa, Arthropoda, Insecta, Diptera, Stratiomyidae. The transcript is spliced from 2 exons. The coding region runs from base 128 to 556 and encodes 142 amino acids. The record is from RefSeq and is a predicted model, not a curated record.
GUAAAUUGGAAACUUGUUACGAUAUACAUAUCUAGAUAAGAAUUUUGCGUAUAAAUAGUGCGUUAUCGAGAAAAACGGUAUCAGUGAUAUUUCGCUUCGAAGAAAGAAACUUACAAAACUUAUCAAAAUGAAAUUCAUUAUUUUGAGUCUCGCUCUUAUCGCCGCUGCCUCGGCUAGCCCAAUUGCAACACUUGCCGCUGCUCCAGUGCUUGGUGCUUCAAUCGCUCCUCCACUUCUUGGUGCUUCAAUUGCCGCUCCAGCUUUAGUCACCCGUAUCGCUGCCCCACUUGCUGCUACUUCAAUUGCUGCUCCAGUUCUCGGUGCUUCCGUUGCUGCUCCAGCCAUCGGUGCUCCACUUCUCUCUGCUCCAGUACUUAGAACUUCAAUCGCUGCUCCAAUUGCUCCUGCUCUUGCUCCACUUUCAGCUGGAAUCGCUCCUAUCGGUCUUAGUUCCGGACUCCUCGGUCAAAAUAUUAUUGCCGCUCCAGGAUUGGCUUCAUUGCCCCUUGGACUUAACAGCUUGGGAGGUCCUCUUCUUUUGAAGAAACGUGCUUAAAUUAUCUAUUAAAUAGGCUAUGAUCUUGGGUAGGAAUUAAAUAAAUUACAUUUUUGUUAUUUAACUUUUUGUUUUAUUUUUUUCACUGAAAUAAAAUUGUAGGCCGAAUAUUAUACAGUUAAA